Gossypium raimondii (Peruvian cotton) is the source of this 2201-nucleotide messenger RNA. Its product is annotated as protein NRT1/ PTR FAMILY 5.9. The record is from RefSeq and is a predicted model, not a curated record. NCBI's taxonomy places the organism in Eukaryota, Viridiplantae, Streptophyta, Magnoliopsida, Malvales, Malvaceae. Gene Ontology annotation, biological process: transmembrane transport. Bases 474 to 2102 code for a protein of 542 amino acids. The transcript has 5 exons. Gene Ontology annotation, cellular component: membrane. Gene Ontology annotation, molecular function: transmembrane transporter activity.
CAGUGGUCCUUACUCCUCAACUGACCAUUUUCCGAUUUUGUUGUGUUCCUCAGAUACCCAUAAUUAACUGCUUUUUUUACUUGCUUACAACAUCGGGAACUUCAUAUAUCUGAGAUUACCUGGCUAACCUAUUCAACUCCAUGUGUCAAUGAAGCAGACGUGUUUGCUUCAUCGAAUUUUAACUGCUAAAUCAGUUUUUCUUGCAUUUUCUUGGUAACCCCAAAACUGAAAGUGGGUUCAUUUUUAUUAUUUAAACUUUUUUCUUUCUUCAAUAACACAAGCUUUGCUAUUGGGAUCUUACUUUGCUUUUGAGUAUAUCCACCGUGUUAGUGUCCCAUGACUCAACAUAAACAAAAGUCUUUCAUAGCUUUCUAUUUUCGGGUGUUCGAUUUCUGCAGUUAAUUAAGAGCUAGCUUUUAUAAACUCAAAGAGGCAUUUCAAUUUCACUCAAGCAGGUUGUUUUGUCUUUAAACAUGGCUGAAGAAGGAAGAGCUCAAGGACUUAGUAAAGCAUGUGUUCUUCUUAUAGUGAUUGCUGGCAUGGAGAGGUUUGCUUUUAAAGGGGUGGCAUCAAAUUUGGUGACAUAUCUCACAGAUGUAGUGAAGAUGAGCAAUUCUUCAGCCGCCAAAACAGUGAACAGUUGGUGUGGGUUUACUUCAAUUGUGCCAUUGUUGGUAGCACCCUUGGCUGACUCAUUUUGGGAUAGGUAUUCAACCAUUUUGACCUCCUCUUUCCUCUAUGUUUUGGGCCUUGGAGCAGUGGCAUCAACAGCUUUGCUAUGGACUUAUACACCUCCAAGCACCACAAGUUCCUCAGCCUUCCUCUUUUGGUCCCUUUGUUUGAUUUCACUAGGCCUAGGUGCAUAUAACCCAUCACUGCAAGCCUUUGGAGCCGACCAAUUGGACCAUGAUGAUGAACUUCCAUGCACAAUUGAUGACAAAAAAACCUCCAAAAAAAAGGGGUUAUUUUUCCAAUGGUGGUAUUUUGGUGUUUGUAGUGGCAGCCUCUUGGGUGUAAUCCUUAUGUCCUACAUCCAAGAUACCUUAGGUUGGGUACUCGGUUUUGCCAUCCCCAUGUUUGCCAUGGUUAUAUCAGUCGUGUUUUUCACAUGCGGUAAUCGGAUCUACGCUCAUAAACCGGACCGAACCAUGUACAAUAAGCACUUUCCCAACAUACUUCGAGCCAUCAAAAUGAAGGCAUCGAGGUUAAUCAAUGGUGGAAUCGCCUUGCCAAACGACAAGUCCAAUAUGGCCGAGCUAGAGCUUGAAGAGAGACCUCUUUGUGAUCAAAAGGUUUGCAGCAAUGAGGUCUCGGAUUUAAAUCUUGAGUCUGAAUCCAAUACUCAUCUAAUUGAAAACGCGAAAAUAGUGCUCCGACUUUUGCCUAUAUGGACGAUGCUUCUAGUGUUUGCAGUAAUUUUCCAACAGCCUGCUACGUUUUUUACGAAACAAGGGAUGACAAUGAAACGAAACAUUGGGAAGAACUUCAAGAUCCCGCCCGCUACGCUACAAAGCGCUAUUACAUUGUCUAUAAUCCUCUUGAUGCCUUUAUACGACAAAGUUUUCAUCCCGAUCACAAAGAUGGUUACUCGUAACGAGAAAGGUAUUAGUGUAAUGCAAAGGAUGGGAGUCGGGAUGUUCCUUUCUGUCAUCGCUAUGAUCAUCGCUGCAGUCGUUGAAACGAAGAGGCUCGAGAUCAGCAGGGAAACUGGCGUCCAGGAAUCUGAAACGGUGCCAUUAAGCAUCUUUUGGUUACUUCCUCAGUAUGUUCUUUUAGGCAUUUCAGACAUUUUCACUGUAGUUGGCAUGCAAGAGUUCUUCUAUAACGAAGUACCAGUCCGUAUGCGGACGAUGGGAUUCGCUCUAUAUACCAGCGUUUUUGGCGUCGGAAGUUUCCUUAGUGCCUUGAUGAUAUCGGUCAUCGAAGCAUUUACGAGUUCGGGCGGAAGACAUAGCUGGUUCUCGGAUGACAUGAGGGAGGAUAGGCUUGACAAACUUUACUGGCUUUUAGCCAUUGCCAGUGCUUUGAGCUUACUGUUUUAUGCAAUCUGUUGUAAAUGCUAUAAAUGUAGGAUUGAACUUGAAAAUGGGAACUGUAAAUAAGCUCUUGAAAUUUCCACUUUCAUCUUUUUUAAAUGCAAUAGUUUCAAUUAGAUGUAAAUAUUUCAUCAAAUUAAUUUAGCACGAAGGAUUGAAACCGUA